AUGGCCUAUAACCGCUAUGUUGCCAUCUACAAACCACUGCACUACGGGACACUCAUAGGUGGAUUUGUCCGGCUGGUCGGAGGGGACAGCCCCUGCUCAGGAAGUGUGGAGGUCUACGACAGGGACCAGUGGAAAGCUGUCUGUGACUCCCACUUUGGUGCCAAAGCUGCCGAGGUGGUCUGCAGGGAGCUGCAGUGCGGCACAGCCCUGUCCGUGCAUGGGGCAGCUCACGUGGGAGAAGGGGCCGAGUACACAGGGUUCAGGCUGGUGAAUGGCAGCACAGUGUGUGCAGGCAGGGUGGAGGUCGAGGUGCUGGGGACGUGGGGGACCCUCUGUGCCUCCCGCUGGGACCUCCAGGACGCCCACGUUCUCUGUCGGCACCUCGGCUGUGGCUUUGCUGAGUCCAUUCCUGGAGGAGGGCAUUUUGGGAGAGGAACCGGCCCCAUCUGGAGAGACUCGUUCCACUGUGACGGGACUGAAGCCCACCUGGGGCAGUGCCCGGUGACUGCCCUGGGGGCCUCGUCGUGCUCCCACGAGAACGCUGCUGCUGUCAUUUGCUCAGGGCUGGCUCGCCCCAUGUCCCUGCGGCUGGUGGGCGGAGGGAGCCGGUGCGACGGGCGCGUGGAGGUCUUCCAGCACGGGAUGUGGGGCAGAGUCCUGGAUGAGCAGUGGGACAUGCAGGAGGCCAGCGUGGUGUGCCGGCAACUGCAGUGCGGAGAGGCAGAGGCAGCCUACACCCCUGUGAGAGCCGAGCGAGGGCUGGGCCCCGUGGGGCUGCACGGGGUGCGGUGCACAGGGCAAGAGACUAACCUGAGCCUCUGCAACACCUCCCUGCCUGAGAGCGCAAUGGCAACAGGGAUCAUGGAGGAUGUGGGGGCCGUGUGCCGGGGGAGCUGGCGGGUCCGGCUGGCAGAUGGGGCCGGGCGCUGUGCCGGGAGAGUGGAGAUCUACUACCAGGGGCGCUGGGGCACCGUCUGCGACGACGCCUGGGACCUGGCCGACGCCGCCGUCGUUUGCCGCCAGCUGGGCUGCGGAGGGGCCGUGGAGGCAGCUGGCUCCGCUCGGUUCGGGGAGGGCUCCGGGCAGAUCUGGCUGGACAGCGUCAACUGCUCCGGGGCCGAAGCUGCUCUCUGGGACUGCCCUGCCGAGGCCUGGGGGCAGCACGACUGCGGGCACAAAGAGGACGCAGGAGUCAUCUGCUCAGAGUUCAUGGCCCUGAGGCUGGAGAACAGCGACGGCUGCUCCGGGCGCCUGCAGGUUUUCUACAACGGGACGUGGGGCAGCGUUUGCUCCAACUCGAUGACUACCGAGUCGGUGUCACUGGUGUGCAAGGAGCUGGGCUGUGGGAAUGAAGGGAACCAGGAAACAACCUCAAGCUAUGCCAAGCUGCCUGGCACCGCGUGGCUGGAUCAUGUGGAGUGUGGGAAGAGCAACAGCUCCUUCUGGCAGUGUCCCUCUGAUCCCUGGCAUCCGCAGUCGUGUGAUGACCUCCGAGACGAGGCCCACAUCACCUGCAAUGACAGGGAGAAGAUCCGCACCGUGGGAGGUGAGGACGGCUGCUUGGGCAGAGUGGAGGUCUGGCACCGCGGCGCCUGGGGGACGCUGUGUGACAAUGCCUGGGACAUGUGGGAUGCUGAGGUGGCGUGCAGGCAGCUGGGCUGUGGCCCCGCGGUCUAUGCCCUGGGCCAGGCUGCCUUUGGAGAGGGGACGGGCCCCAUCUGGCUGAUGGAGUGCAGGGGGACGGAGCUGUCUCUGCAGGACUGCUGGGCCCAGCCAGGGGACAGCGGUGCCUGCCAGCACAAGAAAGAUGCGGCUGUGCAUUGCUCAGGUGAGCAGUGGGGCUGGGAGACAUCGCUGGGGGCUUGGCAAAGAGCUGAUCCCCCCCGGGGCCCUCUGACCACCAGCAGUGAGAGACUCUCAGUGCCUGUCAUCAUCUGCAUCAUCCUGGGGGCCCUCCUCUGCCUGCUCCUGGCCCUCCUGGCUGGGCAGGUGCGAAGCGCCAGGGCUCAGCGCAGAGACCAGCCCUGCCUCUGUCCCCAGGCUCCGGGAGAGCUAGGGGAGCCCUUCCCUGAGGCCGUGUACGAGGAGAUCGCUUACAGCCUGGCAUGGGAGAAGCAGGCGAGGUUCAGUCUCUCAGAUGUCCCUGUCCUGCCCGGAGGUGACCCAGUGGAUGGCUAUGAUGAUGCCGGGGAGGUUUCUGACCCUGGGGAGGAUCCUGUCCCUGGGCAGGGGGACUGGGAUUUGCCCGGGAUUCCAGAGGAAGGAGAUGGGCCCAGGGAUGCAGCCACAGGAUGGUGGGAUCACUCCCACGACUGGAGUACUGUGAUAGACGGCUACAAGCUCUUCAGAAGGGAUUGA
This is a messenger RNA of Cygnus atratus (black swan), 2358 nucleotides long. Its product is annotated as scavenger receptor cysteine-rich type 1 protein M130-like. The record is from RefSeq and is a predicted model, not a curated record. NCBI's taxonomy places the organism in Eukaryota, Metazoa, Chordata, Aves, Anseriformes, Anatidae. Gene Ontology annotation, cellular component: membrane.